This is a messenger RNA of Ostertagia ostertagi, 495 nucleotides long. NCBI's taxonomy places the organism in Eukaryota, Metazoa, Nematoda, Chromadorea, Rhabditida, Trichostrongylidae. The record is from the annotation of a GenBank genome assembly.
AUGUCCAUUCCUACGGAUGCUGAGGUAUUUGCCAACACUGCCAAGAAAGGCUGGCGCCGUGGAGCACAAUUCGCGCUUCCGAUUCGAGUCAAGUUAGGGGAUGGCCCCGAAGUGGAUUCACUGGUGGCUCCAGCCAACGGCCAGGGGACUCAACUUGGCCUGCGACUUGCCCUUGUUGCCCCUUGGUGGACUACCAAGUCGAGCAUCUCAUGGAGAAGUUUCGAGAGUACCUUUUACUGGAGUCAGCUCUUGAACAAGGCUAAUAAAGAGGAAAAGGAAAAGCAGGAAAUGGAGUUGCGAUAUCUUAAUGAUGUGGCUGACCAAAUGGAGAUAGCCACUGUCAAGCUGCAAGAGGAGACUGCGCGGCUAGAUGCAGAGUACGAGCGUCUCUGUAGCCAGUCUGGACAGGAAAUCCGAGGAUUGGCGCCUGACCAGAGAACAGAGGACCAAGGUUCUGAUGGAGGACCUGAACCAUUCGCGGAGAAUGCUCCCUAA